GGCUUACAUUAAAAGCAUUUCAAUACCAUUUAAAAAUCCAAAAUAUACAAAAUAAUUUAACAGUCAAAAUCCUUGAAACUGAUUAAAAUGUAUUCAAAGCUAAAACCAGAGCACUCCCUGCCUGGCAUGAUCUUAACAUCUGAACAUUCCCCAAUAGGAAAGGUAUGUGAAAGAAGAAAGGAGAGAAAAGAGGAACAAAACUUAGCACAUUUUAAAAAGUAAUAUAUUGAGCUUUACUCACAAUCCUUUCAAAAUAAAAUGUUUGGCAUAAUUUUCACAGUAGCACUUUGGUUAACCGUUAAUGCAUUAUUUUUGAAAUGCUUCUUCAUUGUUGUUACAAAAUAAAUUUAAACUAGAACUUGUCCCAAAUUCCACCCAAAAUACACAGAAAAAGUAACAAUUUUAAGGUAAUUUUACUACUUUGUUCCUUUUAAGGAUAUUGUUAUGUCAUUGUUACACCCAAAAUAAAUGUUAUAAGUAAUAUUGUUAAGUGGAAUGUAUUAGUGGCAAACUGAAUAUGUGAGUGUGUCUGAGUGAGACAGAAAAGUUUCUGUAUGUAUCUUACAGAGAUUGUGAGGGAGUCAGUGCAUGAGAAUGGAAAAAAGAGGGGUACAUCGCUAACCAGCAGAAGUGAAUUGAAGUGCAAAUCCGCCAAGUCGGUAACUAGCCAAAACAAUUGGUCCUGCCAAAGUUAUAAAAUCUAAGAUAUUAUAUAUAUGUGUAGACAUGCAGACAUACAAAGAGAGCAGUAAGAAAUCAUAAAACUAUACAAUACAACUGAGAAAUGCAAAUGAAAACACAAUGUAAUACAAAGCAAACUGAGAAUAAGUGCAAUCAAAUAUCUAGACAGAUUCAAACUCUUAGCCUUGAAUGGUGAUUUUACCUAAGACUUAGGGCUACAUCACAUGGAAUAGGAGAAAAUGUAGGAAAGCCAAAGUUAUAAAAUCUAAGACAGGGGUCCCCAAACUAAGGCCCGGGGGCCGGAUGCGGCCCAUCGAAGCCAUUUAUCCAGCCCCCACGGCACAAGGGCAGAAGAGGGUUGGGCUAAAUGACCCAAGGGGUCUCUUCUUCUCUUCCAACCCUUAUUAUUAUUAUUAUUAUUAUUAUUAUUAUUAUUAUUAUUAUUAUUAUUAUUAUUAACAUUGAGGCUGGGUGGCCAUCUGUCAGGGGUGCUUUGCUUGUGCGUUUGGUGCACAAAGGCAAAAGGGGAUUGGACUCUAUGGCCCAAAGGGUCUCUUCCAACACUUUUUUAUUGUUGUUGUUGUUGUUGUUAUUGCUCGGUGGCCAACUAUAGCCCUCCAACGGUCCGAAGGAUCGUGAACUGGCCCCCUGUUUUAAAAGUUUGGGGACCCCUGAUCUAAGAUAUUAUAUAUAUGUGUAGACACAUACAGACAUACAAAGAGAGCAAUAGCAAAUCACAAAACUAUACAAAACAACUGAGAAAUGCAAAUAAAAACACAAUGUAAUACAAAGCAAAUUGAGAAUAAGUGCAAUCAAAUAUCUAGACAGAUUCAAACUCUUAGCCUUGAAUGGUGACUCUGCCUAAAACUUAGGACUUCACCAGAUUUAGUGGGGGGAAAUGGGAGAAAGCGGGGAAAAGCGGAGGGAACCAUCUUACUCCAUUCCCUCCCAUUUCCCCAUCUUGAGAGCCAUCCCACAUUCUUACCUAUCUUUCCCCCUCUUUCUCCUGUCUUAUGGCUGUUUGAAGAUGGGUGUAGGACUCUGUUUCCAUGUACUGUGGAAACUGAACCCCACCAAAAGUGCUCUUACAUCAUGCAAUGGCCUCCAUGGGGCUCCCUUUCUCCAGAGCAUAGAAAUGGAGCCCUACAUCUCUUUGAUGAGGGUGUUAAUGAACCUCCUGUUUUUGCUCCCAGUGCAAGACUAUGGACUAGCCAGCAGUACUCCAUAGUUGCUCCUCAAAUAUGUGUCCAUAGUCUUGCACCAGGAGUGUUGCUGUAUUAUGGGUGUAGUUUAGUGAGUCAGAAAAGAUGGAUACUGUAAUGAAGUACGAAUUUUUGGUUUACAGAUGUUAUGUUUAUGUCAGAACCCUGCUACUAGAGCCUGGAUGUGGCUCUGAGUUUCAGGGUCACUGACAUUGAUAAGACACCUGCGGCUCAGGACUCGGAGAAGAAACGGCUGCUGGACUUGGCGGGGAAUUUGCGUGGGGUUUUGCUGAGCGGGAAGAGACUUUUCAAAUGAGGGGGAGGGUAUAUAAAGGAUGGUUGGCCGGAGCCUCCCAUUCUUGGCUUUUUCGAUGUUCAUGUUUCCUACAGUAAAAGUUUCUGGUGAUAUCACAGAGAGUCUCGUGUGUUCAUUCAGGAGCGGCUGUGGUGAGCUGACACUAAGCCAAGAAUACGGACACCAUCCCGCUGUAGCGGUGAGGUGUAACAUGCAAGUGGAGGAUGAAGAGCUCUUGGGCGCAGGAGGAGGAAGGUCGGAAAGGGCCACUCCCGAGCCGGACGCUGAGUUCCACCAGCUGGCGGCCCUGGCGUCAUCCACCGCUUAUGCCCAGCCAAAUGGGGUAACCCAGAGGCGUGGAGUGGUGCGGGGAGACAGCACCGGAGGAGAGGAAGGUUCACCUUCCCCAGGCCCACAAAGGAUGGUGUUUCUGGAGGAGAGGAUGUCGGCGAUGGAGACCACCCUGGCAGUGAUGUCGAGGGCGAUGGAGCGCCUGGCGUUUUUGGCGGAGCCAGAGAGAGGAAGGGAACUUCGGGCUGGCUCAAUGUGGGACGUGAGCGUGGGAAGCAGCCAGGGCUUUGCAGACCUCCCAGCACCGAAGGGAAGGGAAAUGCGAAAGGAGCCCGGCGCCCGGCCCAAGACCCAAACAAGCCUGACGCGGGUGGAGGAGAGUGACGACGAAGGGGAAAAACCUCCGAGAAUCCCAGCUACGCUCCCAGCUGAGACCCUGGUGCCCCUGGCGAAUGCCGGGCGUGGCACAGGGCCAAGAGAAGCAGCAGCGGGGCCCACUGGUCCGCAAGGGGGCUUGCGACGGGCGGAGAAUUGGGGAUUGCCACCACAGGGACCCCUACCGAGACGAGAGGAACUAAGGAUCGAGUUUGGGGGAGAGUCCUCUGAACUGGAUUUUUUCCUGACCACGGUGAGGGGCUAUAUGGAGGACAAUGCUCACACUUUUAGAACGGAAUCCAGCCGGAUACGGGCCAUUGGUGCAGUGUUGAAGAGGGGAGCGGCCAGCUGGUACGUUCAGCUGCACGCGCGGCGCGACCCAUGUCUGGGGUCACUCCGACGCUUUAUGGGGGCCCUGGAGACCCGUUUCCGAGAUCCACUGGAGCAGAUCCGGGCGAGGGAGAAGUUGAAGACCGUCUCCCAGGGGCAGAGGUCGGUAUCUGAGUAUGCGGAGGAGUUCCAAUGCCUCGCCGAAAAGGUGCCGGAAUGGUCUGCAGUAACAAAGAUAGAACUCUUCAAAGAGGGUCUCAGGCGGGAGAUCCUCUCCUGGGCGGUGCAUCGUGAUGAGCCUGACACACUGCGCGGAUGGAUUCAGCUGGCGGGGCGCGUCGAGACAUCGCUGGCCCAGGCGAGGAGGCACCGAGGAGGGCUACAGCAGCGGCCGCAGAUGAAAGAGGGGAGCCGGAAGGAGGGAUCAACCCCAGCCGGGAGGAGAACGGAGCCGACAGGGAACGUGAGCGCCAGCAGGAGUGGCUGCUUCGUGUGCGGCCGGUUGGGCCACAGGGCUGCCGAGUGCUGGCAGAGAAAAGGGGAAGGCGGAGGCCAGCCCAAACCAAGAGCCGUGGCAGGAAAACGCGCCGAGGAAGAACCACCGAUGAGGCACCACUCGGGGGGGUUGGACGAAGGGGAGGAGGACGCCAUGUCAGAACCCUGCUACUAGAGCCUGGAUGUGGCUCUGAGUUUCAGGGUCACUGACAUUGAUAAGACACCUGCGGCUCAGGACUCGGAGAAGAAACGGCUGCUGGACUUGGCGGGGAAUUUGCGCGGGGUUUUGCUGAGCGGGAAGAGACUUUUCAAAUGAGGGGGAGGGUAUAUAAAGGAUGGUUGGCCGGAGCCUCCCAUUCUUGGCUUUUUCGAUGUUCAUGUUUCCUACAGUAAAAGUUUCUGGUGAUAUCACAGAGAGUCUCGUGUGUUCAUUCAGGAGCGGCUGUGGUGAGCUGACAGUUUAAUUGUGUGUUUGUGUUUUAAAAGGGUAAGUAUUACAGUUAUUGCGUCACAGCACUCAGAGGCUGGUUGCCAUGGAGAAGUAGGUGGAGCCAACUGCCGUUUAGUUGAAGAAGUACAGAGUUUAAAAAAGAGGUCAGUCUGUGCUCUGAUGAGGCACAGGGAAGAUUGAUCCUAGGUUGAUGGGAUCAAGGGGACUCAAUUGUUUAUUUUGAGUCGGUUUAAAAUAAGUUUGGUGACUUAUUUAAAGUAGUCUGUGUCCUGGUAAGGAACAGAGAAUCUGUGAUCGUAUAUCACAGGGGUGACUGCGGUUUAAAAGUAGCAGAGAAAGAAGUGACACUUUAGAGAGUUGACUCAUCUCAUUCUAGUAUUGUAACUGUUAAUAAAAAUACCUCUAAGUGAGAACAAUAUUGUAACCACUAAGCUC
Anolis carolinensis (green anole) is the source of this 4555-nucleotide messenger RNA. RefSeq lists its product as uncharacterized. NCBI's taxonomy places the organism in Eukaryota, Metazoa, Chordata, Lepidosauria, Squamata, Anolidae. The record is from RefSeq and is a predicted model, not a curated record. Bases 2219 to 3844 code for a protein of 541 amino acids. The transcript has 2 exons. Gene Ontology annotation, molecular function: nucleic acid binding; zinc ion binding.